AUGUAUGCGGUGGACCGCUGUCCAUAUUUAAAGAUUGAUCUCAUAUGGAACAACAAGAACUUGUGGAUCAAUAUGCAGGUCUGCAACGCCGCGCAGGUGCAGCUCGACCUCUACAACUCCCGGUGCUUCGAGUUCGUGAUGCUCGACCCUGACAUCGUGGCUGGCCAGAACGGCCAGAACGGCGAAGACGCGGGCGUCGGAGUGGCACCCGAGGACGCCGAGGCCUCCAGAGCCUACCAGGCCGCGCAGCUGCUGGACAUGCCCCCCCCGUGGAGCGAGAGGCCGGACAUCCCGCGCGAGAAGUUCCACGAGCGCUGCUACAUGGGCGAGAAGACGAUCUUCUACCACAAGUGCAAGGUCGAGCAGUACGCGCCCUACACCCAGGAUGACGGGCUCGUUCAGCGCAUCACCCUCUACAAGGACGUGCGGCGACUCAUCCCCCUGGAGAUCAGGGAGCGCUUCAGGCACGGGCUUCUCUAA
Messenger RNA from Prorocentrum cordatum, 480 nucleotides. The record is from the annotation of a GenBank genome assembly. Lineage: Eukaryota; Dinophyceae; Prorocentrales; Prorocentraceae.